Molecule: messenger RNA, 1381 nt
Organism: Oncorhynchus gorbuscha (pink salmon)
Lineage: Eukaryota; Metazoa; Chordata; Actinopteri; Salmoniformes; Salmonidae
Product: sodium/potassium-transporting ATPase subunit beta-1-interacting protein 3-like
Exons: 7
Coding region: 204-791 (195 amino acids)
Biological process (GO): regulation of sodium ion transport
Source: RefSeq, a predicted model, not a curated record
CUCCCCCUCGUUGUAAACAACCUUAAGUGUUUUUCCUUCUCAGUUCGUUUUGUUCCACCGCUGCAAACCACGACACGUUCCCGGACCGGAGAGCUUUUUUGGAUAUGGGAAGGACUAUUCAACUUGCCCCCUAUGAAUUUAUAAAAAGUUGCUUUGCUGUUUCGAUUCGCCUAUUUGGAAGCCAUUUAUGCAGAUAAGAGAGAAUGGGUUGCUGUUCAGGACGAUGUAUGCUGAUCUUCCUCUGCACUCUCCAAGUGAUGACAGCAUUGGAGAGGCAGGCUUUUGACUUCCUUGGGUACCAGUGGGCUCCCAUCAUGGUCAACUUCCUGCAAAUAAUCAUGGUUAUCCUCGGCCUCUUUGGAACAAUCCAGUACAGGCCACGCUAUGUUGUUCUAUACCUGCUGUGGACAUUACUGUGGGUGGCCUGGAAUGUCUUUGUGUGCUGUUUCUAUUUGGACCUGGGAGGCCUUUCCAAGGAGAGCGACCUGCUAUCCCUGGGUGUAUCCUCACACCUUUCAUGGUGGAAAGACAACGGGCCAGGCUGUGACGGCAGGGACCUUCCUGCCACUAGGUGGCAGAGUAUGGAGAGCCCAGAACUCAUCUAUACUCUGGGAUGCUGGCUGGAAUACCAAUACAUAGAGGUCCUACAUUGUAUCAUACAACUCCUAAUCUCUCUCUUGGGAUUCGUCUAUGCCUGCUAUAUGGUCAGCACCUUCACUGAGGAGGAGGACAGCUUUAAUUUCGUUGGUGGUGUCCAUUACCCAUCUAAAACAUCGCCGCUGUAUUUAUAGUGUACAAUUGUGCUACUAUAAGUAAAGGCUUGCAAGUGGGUUGAAAAUGACUGACAAGCAAGGAGGGCAGAAGAGGAACGAGUGAGUGAAAACCUACUUUGGAAGAGUGAAAUCACAUCUCCAGUCACUGAAACAGAAGACAUUCCUACACUGCACAAAAACAUAAUUCCUCAGCCUCCCGGGCACUCUUAAUGCAUACUAGCCUACACCAACAGUUCAGUGCAGUUAUGGUCAAUACUAGCCUGGUCCCGGGUCAGUUUGUACUUUUGCCUACUCCAUUUUCAUUGUCAAGCUGUUUGGCAUGACAAUUCCAUAAGUAGUUGGCAAGAGAGGAGAAACAACAGAGUGGCACCCUGCGGGCUAUACAGUAGGUCAGUACAGGUACAAUCAGAAAACUACGGAUACUUCUGACAUAACAUGUAUCAGUGUACAGGGAAUGGUAUGUGUUGUAUUUUUGGUAUUUGGAAUUUUAUUAGGAUCCCCAUUAGCUGUUGCAAAAGCAGCAGCUACUCUUCCUGGGGUCCACACAAAACAUGAAACAUAAUGCAGAAUGACAUAAUACAGAACAUCAAUAGACAAGAAGAGCUCAA